CCUGGUGGGAAUCAUGUGACCGCGACAUGUUUGUGUUGUAUCGCGAGCAGUGAGACAAGGUGGAAUGGCGAGGUGGAUUUUGCUGAGUUUAGUUUUAGUCGCGGGGUGUGCAGGGGUGAAGUACCAGAACAACUGGAAAUCCCUGGACGCCAGACCUCUGCCGUCGUGGUACGAUGAGUCUAAAGUGGGUAUUUUCCUCCACUGGGGAGUGUUUUCUGUGCCGAGUUACAGCAGCGAGUGGUUCUGGGAACAGUGGAAGAUGGCCAAACAAUACAACGUAGUUUUGUUCAUGAUGGAGAACUACAGGCCGGAUUUCACGUACGCUGACUUCGCCCCACAGUUCAAGGCUGAGUUCUACAGCCCAGAGCGUUGGGCGGACAUAUUCAAGGCAUCAGGUGCCAAGUAUCUGGUUCUGGUCACCAAACAUCAUGAGGGAUUCACCAACUGGCCGUCGAACUACUCAUUCAACUGGAACGCAAAAGAUGUUGGACCCAACAGAGACCUUGUUGGUGACCUGGCAGCUGCGGUCAGGAAGAGCACGGAUCUCCACUUUGGAAUCUACCACUCCCUGCUGGAGUGGUUCCACCCCCUGUACCUCCAGGACAAGAAGAACAACUGGACAACAAACAACUUUGUCAUGAGCAAGGCCAUGCCGGAGCUGUAUGAGCUGGUCAAGGCUUACAAGCCGGAAGUGGUUUGGUCGGACGGAGACUGGGAGGCCCCAGACUGGUACUGGAACUCCACUGACUUCCUGGCCUGGCUGUACAAUGAGAGCCCAGUGAAGGACUCUGUGGUAGUCAACGAUCGGUGGGGCAGCAACACACGCUGCAAACAUGGGGGAUUCUGGAACUGCAACGACAAAUACAACCCAGGGAAGAAGGUGACCCACAAGUGGGAGAACUGUAUGAGUAUUGACAAAGGAUCGUGGGGUUUCCGCCGCGACGCAGACAUCGCCCAGCUGUACAGCAUGGAGGAACUCAUCUCACUGCUCGUGGAAACUGUCAGCUGUGGCGGCAACCUGCUGGUCAAUGUGGGCCCCACCAGCUACGGGGUGAUCGCCCCCAUCUACGAGGAGAGGCUGCGGCAGAUGGGACAGUGGCUGGAUGUCAAUGGCGAGGGCAUCUACGGUACAACCACCUGGCAAUACCAGAAUGAUACCAUCAAUUCCGAUGUGUGGUACACUGCCAAGAAGGGGGCUGCUGGUUUAGACGCGUAUGCGAUCCUGCUGAAGUGGCCGAUGAGCUCCCAGUUGGUCCUGGGUGCCCCGAUCCCAUCAGCUGACACCAACAUCACCCUACUGGGGUAUAAGGGGGAGUUUGAGUACACCAAGAACCCACAGGGGGGGAUCACUAUCACACUGCCAAACAUUCCCUUCAACAGGAUACCGUGUCAGUGGGGAUGGACCUUCAAGAUCGUAGGGCUGGCAAACUGAACAUCUGACUCCACUAUGUACCUCAGGACUUCACCACAUCUCCUCGUCUUUUAAUACGUUUAAAACUAUUUUAGGAUUUGGAUUUACAACAAUUAAUUUUUUUUAUGUUUUUAUAUGAAUUUGAUAAAAGAAUGUUUUUUUUAUGUUAUAUCAAGGUUCUAUUUAUUCCAGUGUUUUACAUGAAUUCAUACAUUAUAAUGCUUGGACCCUUUUGGGUUGUAGUAGUGAUGACACUCUGAGUCACAGGGUGGGGCUUGGGGGUUGUUUGUUUAGCUGGGGUAGCGGGGCAGGGUGGAAUAUAAGGUUGCUUCACUGAUUGACCCAAGGAUUGUCACUUCAUUCCGUGUUAGUACUUACACUUUCACAAGUCACACUUUUAUCACCAGGAAAUGAAUCAAGUAAAUGAAUUAAUGUAAAUUCUUCUUACAUGAGUGCAUCAAAGAGUCAUUUCAUGGAAGAAGACUUUUUGUCAUCCUUUUAGAUCUUGUACUUGUAAUGUAUCUGCCAUGCAUCCUGACUGAGUCGUGAUCCUGUGGGCAGCUCCACUAUACAGCAGUUUGUGUACCAGGAUGUCAGCGUUGUACAGAGAAGGAAGCUGGCAACUGUUGUUACAUGCACCCAAAUAUUUUGUAUAAAGUACACUGAAUAAACCUUAUUGCUUU
Haliotis rubra (blacklip abalone) is the source of this 2094-nucleotide messenger RNA. RefSeq names its product alpha-L-fucosidase-like. Bases 65 to 1432 code for a protein of 455 amino acids. The record is from RefSeq and is a predicted model, not a curated record. The transcript has 8 exons. Lineage: Eukaryota; Metazoa; Mollusca; Gastropoda; Lepetellida; Haliotidae. Gene Ontology annotation, molecular function: alpha-L-fucosidase activity. Gene Ontology annotation, biological process: fucose metabolic process; glycoside catabolic process. Gene Ontology annotation, cellular component: lysosome.